CCAAUCACAGCCAAACACACGAUAGACGCUGCCACGUCAAAAUCGCUCACGAAGCGAAUGAAGCAGCGUUUUCGACAUUUUAUUGUGUUUCGUCUUCCGAGUAGGCUAAGUACAGGAAUUAAAUAAUCAAGAUGCGUGUAGUAUUAUUUUCAUUAGCCAUAGCCUUUUUAGGUUUUGCGCUCGGAGACGAGGUUCAAACUGAAGAAAAUGUACUAGUUCUCACAAAAAGCAACUUCGAUAGUGUUGUUUCUACAACAGACUUCAUUCUAGUGGAAUUUUAUGCACCAUGGUGCGGUCAUUGCAAGUCACUAGCCCCGGAAUACGCCAAGGCUGCCACAAAACUAGCAGAGGAAGAAUCUCCCAUCAAGUUGGCCAAGGUUGACGCCACACAAGAACAAGAUCUUGCUGAGAACUAUGGAGUCCGAGGUUACCCAACCCUCAAGUUCUUCAGGAAUGGCAGCCCUAUUGACUAUUCUGGUGGUCGGCAAGCUGAUGACAUUGUCGCCUGGUUGAAGAAGAAGACUGGUCCCCCUGCCAUUGAGGUUACAUCAGCUGAGCAAGCUAAAGAGCUCAUUGCUGCCAACCCAGUCAUUGUCUUUGGUUUCUUCACUGACAAAAAUGCAGCUAAAGCUAAGACCUUCCUGGGUAUUGCUGCCGUUGUUGAUGACCAAGUAUUUGCUUUCGUCCAAGAUGAGAAGCUUGUUAAGGAGUUGGAGGCUGAGAAUGAAGACGUCGUUCUAUUCAAAAACUUUGAAGAGCCCCGUGUCAAGUAUGAGGCUGAGAAAUUCGACGAAGACCUGUUCAAGUCAUGGGUGUUUGUCAACAGCAUGCCAACCAUUGUGGAGUUCUCCCACGAGACUGCUUCCAAAAUCUUCGGUGGACAAAUCAAAUACCAUCUCCUUCUCUUCCUGUCCAAGAAGAAUGGCGAUUUCGAGAAGUACCUCGACAACCUGAAGCCUGUUGCCAAGGCCUACCGCGACAGGAUCAUGACCGUCGCCAUCGACACUGAUGAAGAUGACCACCAAAGAAUCCUGGAGUUCUUCGGUAUGAAGAAGGAUGAAGUGCCAUCGGCCCGCCUGAUCGCUCUAGAACAAGACAUGGCCAAGUACAAGCCAGCCAAUGACGAACUCACCGCCAACAGCAUCGAGGAAUUCGUGCAAUCUUUCUUCGCGGGCACCCUGAAGCAGCACCUGCUCAGCGAGGACCUGCCCUCGGACUGGAACGCCAAGCCGGUCAAGGUGCUGGUCGCCACCAACUUCGACGAGGUCGUCUUCGAUGAGGGCAAGAAGGUGCUUGUGGAGUUCUACGCACCAUGGUGCGGCCACUGCAAACAGCUGGCGCCGAUCUACGACAAGCUGGGCGAGCACUUCGAGAAAGAUGAUGACGUCAUCAUUGCCAAGAUGGACGCCACCGUCAACGAGCUGGAGCACACCAAGAUCACCUCAUUCCCCACCAUCAAACUCUACACUAAGGACAACCAGGUGCGCGACUACAACGGCGAGAGGACGCUGGCCGGCCUCACCAAGUUCGUGGAGACUGACGGCGAGGGCGCGGAGCCCACUCCCAGCGUGAGUGAAUUCGAAGAAGAGGAGGAGGCACCGGCGAGGGAUGAGUUAUAAGCACAUCAACUCUUAUGACACUUCCGUAGCAUAGGCCUGUAUAGAUUAUAAUUACUUUUAUACUUAACUACACUAAUGUUUGCAUUUCAUUCGCUAGACUGUUAUCUCUAAAUUAUGUUGAGGUUGUACGUUGGAACUCGUUAUGUAAGUCUUUGAUAUUCAGCCAAUACUCUUUCAGUCCCCAAUCUAUUUAUUCGGAAAAAACAUAAUUUAAUAUGUAUGAACAGACAACAUAACUCGGUUUGUGUACAAUACAUUUAUAAUUUCUGUAUCAUAAUGGUAUAUUCUUUAACAUUCCUUAGUACAAGUUGUGUUACAUCGAACAAUGUUAUGUUUUGUAAGUAUAUUUUUAAUAAAACGUGAAUAUGGUGUUUUCAUCACAAGAAUAAAUAGAUUUUAUUUACAUAAGGCAAAACGGAUGUUGUGACGUUAAUCUAUUUUUUGUAAUUUUUAUUUUGUCGAAUGUUGUGUUUGUUUCAAGGUGCUGAAAAUGUAACCUAAAAUUCUUAUGUCAUGGAAUUCUAUGGAAUUAAUCUCAAUCCAUAUUUUAUAUACAUAAUUCUCAAUGUGUAAAUAUUGAUUGAAUUGCCAAACCUGCAUAUGUGUAUCUAUUGUGGAUACAGAAAUUGAUAAAUAAAUAAAAUUAAUAAAUAA
Molecule: messenger RNA, 2273 nt
Organism: Plodia interpunctella (Indianmeal moth)
Lineage: Eukaryota; Metazoa; Arthropoda; Insecta; Lepidoptera; Pyralidae
Gene: Pdi
Product: Protein disulfide isomerase
Exons: 10
Coding region: 132-1619 (495 amino acids)
Biological process (GO): response to endoplasmic reticulum stress; protein folding
Cellular component (GO): endoplasmic reticulum
Molecular function (GO): protein disulfide isomerase activity
Source: RefSeq, a predicted model, not a curated record